UUAAACCUGGUAGACCAAAGUGGUACAAUGCCCCGAUUUACUGUGCAUGUACGAGAUGAGUGGCUGACCGUGCCCUGUAAGGAUACAUCCUGCUCUAUACAGUGGUUAGGAGUGGAGGCUCUCAAGCGAUAUGUUAAAAACAAGCCUGAUAAUGGAGGCUUCCCUCACGUCAAAGAUGUCUGUUUUGUGGCCAGGAGGUGCCAGGGCCAAGGACUGCUGGAUGCUGAUGAUACGAUAGAUGACGUCUUGGAAGACAAUGACUUUGUUGAGCUUGAAAUAAAAGGAGACACCAUGUCUUCUGAUUUUAUUCCUAGCCAGCCUGGAAUGUCAUAUCUAACAAGAGCCUACAGAGAGCCAGAGGAGUACCUUUUCCUAGAUGGCAACAGUCUCAAUUCUACUGAUCUAGUCAACCUAGGAAGAGGCCGUUACAAGAUUAAGUUGACCCCUGAGGCUGAGAGAAAAGUCGAGCAGUCCAGAGAACUUCUGGACACCAUAGUGAAAGAAAAAAAAGUUGUGUAUGGAAUCACCACAGGAUUUGGGAAGUUCGCUCGGACCGUCAUCCCAAUCAGCAAACUCAAGGAACUGCAAGAGAAUCUUAUUCGCUCACACUCUGCAGGUGUGGGUAGCCCUCUGAGCCCGGAGAGGACUCGCAUGCUGUUGGCCCUCAGAAUAAAUAUCCUGGCUAAAGGACACAGUGGGGUUUCUCUGGAAACCCUGCACAGUAUGAUACAGGCAUUCAAUGCGUCCUGUUUGUCUUUCGUUCCUGAGAAGGGAACAGUGGGUGCCAGUGGAGACCUUGCUCCGCUCUCACACUUAGCUCUGGGGUUAAUGGGAGAAGGAAAAAUGUGGUCACCUAAGAGUGGAUGGGCCGAUGCAAAAUAUGUUUUGGAAGCACACGGGCUAAAGCCUAUAUCACUGAAACCAAAAGAGGGUCUGGCUCUGAUUAAUGGGACACAGAUGAUCACUUCACUAGGUGCAGAGGCUGUAGAAAGGGCAGAGUCCAUUGCCAGACAGGCUGAUAUCAUUGCUGCGCUCACCCUGGAGGUCCUAAAGGGAACCACGAAAGCGUUUGACAGUGACAUCCAUGAGCUGCGUCCCCACCCAGGACAGAAAGAGGUGGCCUUGCGUUUCCGUGCGCUUCUGGACUCUGAUCACCACCCUUCUGAGAUUGCAGAAAGCCAUAGGUUUUGUGACCGUGUCCAGGAUGCCUACACCAUGCGUUGCUGUCCCCAGGUCCAUGGCAUCGUCAACGACACGAUUGCUUUUGUGAAAAAUAUCAUAAAUACAGAAAUUAACAGUGCUACAGAUAAUCCUAUGGUCUUUGCUGAAAGGGGAGAGACCAUUUCAGGAGGAAACUUCCAUGGAGAAUAUCCAGCAAAGGCACUAGAUUAUUUGUGUAUAGGAGUUCAUGAAUUGGCAUCCAUCAGCGAGAGGCGUAUCGAGCGUCUCUGUAACCCGUCUCUCAGUGAGCUACCUGCGUUCCUAGUUAAUGAAGGAGGACUGAACUCAGGCUUUAUGAUUGCACACUGCACUGCAGCAGCACUCGUUUCUGAAAAUAAGGUGCUGUGCCACCCCUCCUCAGUGGACUCUCUAUCCACCAGUGCAGCCACUGAAGAUCACGUGUCCAUGGGAGGAUGGGCUGCCAGGAAAGCUCUAAGAGUGAUCGAACAUGUGGAGCAAGUGCUGGCUAUUGAAAUGUUAGCAGCUUGUCAGGGUAUUGAGUUCCUUCGGCCACUCCACACCACAACGCCUUUGGAGAAAGUGUAUGACCUUGUUCGCUCUUUUGUGAAGCCCUGGAUAAAAGACAGGUUUAUGGCUGCAGACAUUGAGACUGCCCAUCGUCUUCUCAUAGAACAGAAAGUUUGGAACGUCGCUAAGCCAUACAUUGAGAAGUACUGCACAGAGCACUUCCCCGAAUCACGUCCUUCUUCCCCGACUGCAUUCUCUCUGGAGUCACCACCAUCUCCGCAGAAACGAGUGCGACUGGAGUGACAGAGAUGCUACACACUGAGAAUAAACACGACAUAGGCCAUCAUUAUUUACACAAUGCUUAUAAAGGUGUUUAUGUACAAAUGUGCAGCGUAUAACUGAUUGUUCUGGGUACAACUGUAGGUCUCAACUGUAA
Hemibagrus wyckioides is the source of this 2125-nucleotide messenger RNA. It is a transcript of the gene hal, whose product is annotated as histidine ammonia-lyase. The record is from RefSeq and is a predicted model, not a curated record. Gene Ontology annotation, biological process: L-histidine catabolic process. The transcript is spliced from 20 exons. Bases 28 to 1992 code for a protein of 654 amino acids. NCBI's taxonomy places the organism in Eukaryota, Metazoa, Chordata, Actinopteri, Siluriformes, Bagridae. Gene Ontology annotation, molecular function: histidine ammonia-lyase activity. Gene Ontology annotation, cellular component: cytoplasm.